Penicillium subrubescens is the source of this 1029-nucleotide messenger RNA. RefSeq names its product sulfurtransferase. Gene Ontology annotation, biological process: transsulfuration. The record is from RefSeq and is a predicted model, not a curated record. The transcript has 2 exons. Lineage: Eukaryota; Fungi; Ascomycota; Eurotiomycetes; Eurotiales; Aspergillaceae. Gene Ontology annotation, molecular function: thiosulfate-cyanide sulfurtransferase activity. The coding region runs from base 1 to 1029 and encodes 342 amino acids. Gene Ontology annotation, cellular component: mitochondrion.
AUGGCUACGAUGGCCACUCGCUUCGGUGCCUCUUCUGCUCGUCUCUUCCGUACCAAUAUGACCUCUACUACCCGCGCUGGACAACAGGCCCGCCAUGUAUCCUUCUCCUCAUACUUGGUCACCCCUACCCAGCUCAAUGAAGCUCUCAAGAAGAACCCUCCGACCAAAAUCUCGACUUCUCCUCGAGUCAUUCCUCUCUGCGCAGCCUGGUUCAUGCCCAAUGACCCCGAAGGUCGCAAGGGCAUUGACUCUUUCCGCCAGUCCCGCAUCCCUCAAGCCCGCUUCUUUGACCUCGAUGCGGUCAAGGACAAUGAUUCGCCUUACCCCCAUAUGCUUCCGACCUGCGAGACAUUUGCUGAGGCAAUGAGUGAGCUCGGCAUUCGUCGCGACGAUGAGGUGGUGGUUUACGAUACGGCCGAACUAGGUAUCUUCAGCGCACCCCGUGUGGGCUGGACCCUGCGUGUAUUUGGUCACCCCAAUGUUCAUAUUCUCAACAACUACCGCCUCUGGACUCGCGAGGGCCUCCCUACCGAGAGCGGGGAGCCGGCUCCCGUCGAGAAGAGCAGGUACCCCGUGCCGACUUAUGACUCUAAGAUGGUGAUCGCCUUCCAUGAGAUGAAGGAGCUGGCAUCGGACUAUGGCAAGGAGGGCGCGGAGGAGGUCGAGAUCCUGGAUGCUCGCUCGUACGGUCGCUGGGCUGGCACUGACCCUGAGCCGCGCCCUGGUCUUUCUUCCGGGCAUGUUCCUGGAUCUAAGAGCUUGGCAUUCCAGCAAUUACUUGAUCCCGAGACCAUGACUUAUCUUCCCGCUGAGCAGUUGAAGAAGGUGUUUGAAGAUCACAAGGUUGAUCCCUCUCGAUCAAUUAUCAGUUCCUGCGGUACUGGCGUCACGGCGACGGUCAUUGAAACUGCUCUGGGGGAGGCAGACUAUGGCAAUCCCAAUCUCCGUCGGGUAUAUGAUGGUAGCUGGACUGAAUGGGCUCAACGAGUCAAGGAAUCUGACGGCCUUAUCAAGAAGGUCAAGUCAUAG